AUGGAUCGCACAGCAGAUUUUAAGAGACGGGUCAUCCACUUUAUGAGGGUGUCACCGCCAAUACCAACAGAAGACCGUACAACAACGUCAGAACACUAUGCCGUCGAUCGUUUCUCGCUAAUAUCGGCAAAUGUUUUCUCGCAGUUACAAACUCUCAGCAAACUAGUAGAACCAUAUACUGUGGUAAUUCCAACAGGGGCUUCGAGGGACCUAGUAGGAGGUGAAGUUGAUAUUCCCCUUGCAGCUAAUCCAAUCUGUUUCAUACAAAAUAAACGAAGAUUGUUUGAACAGACAGAUAUCAAGGAUAUAGUAAAUGAUAUACGUGUAGCUGGGGACCUCGUUAAACAAAUGUCUAACAGUAUCGAAGAGGAAUUGAAACGAUCGAAAAACAAAACAAUUUCUAGACAACUUCAAGAACACCGUAUAGGUGUAAUCGCAUGUUUACAACAUAAACUCAAAACAGUACAGACCGAUGUGGAAGAAUAUGAAAGAUAUAGGUUAAAAGUAGAAACGAACCUAAAUGUAGCUCUAAGAGUCAUGACAGAAAAUCGUGUCAAGGAAUAUCGCAUGGAUCAAUCGCAACAUGACAAUGCAGAAAAACAUAUCAUCUCCGAAGAUUAUCUCAACUUAUUCGUUAAGGAUAACGGAGGGGUCAAUACAGCUAGAAAAACUGAUGCUAUCUCAAGAUCAAACUGUGGCAUUUUAUCGCCUGCGGCAUCACCGCAAAUAGGAGCUACAGAUGCAUCCGCAAUCAUCUCAGCAAGGUCACGACAGAUGGCAAUGCUACCGGAUUCACGAUUUGCGGCACAGUUAGAUUAUAUGGACGCGCCAAGCGAACAGGAUCUACAGAUGUUGGAAAUGCAACAUAAGGCGUUGGUACAACGAGUCAACGAAUCAGUACAGGCAGCUGAAAUUAGCACUAUAGAUGGCGUACAGCGAAGACUAUCGGAAAUUUCAUCCAUGUUCGAACAGUUUAGUGGCACUCUAGCUGUACAGCUAGAUAUGUUUGAGUGUAUCAAUGCCAACGUUAUGGAAUCGCUCUCUAACAUUGAGACCACAGAAAACUCAUUAAAGAAAACAGAUAAUGAAGGCAUGUCGUUCCUACAGCUGAUGAUGUGCUACUCGUUCGUUGGAACUGCAAUAUUCCUGCUACUCGUGGACUAUCUCAAGAGUGGCAGAGGUAGCUAUAUGUUCUAA
Messenger RNA from Babesia sp. Xinjiang, 1197 nucleotides. RefSeq lists its product as uncharacterized. The transcript has a single exon. Lineage: Eukaryota; Apicomplexa; Aconoidasida; Piroplasmida; Babesiidae. Gene Ontology annotation, cellular component: SNARE complex; endoplasmic reticulum. The record is from RefSeq and is a predicted model, not a curated record. Bases 1 to 1197 code for a protein of 398 amino acids. Gene Ontology annotation, biological process: retrograde vesicle-mediated transport, Golgi to endoplasmic reticulum.